This is a messenger RNA of Drosophila grimshawi, 8233 nucleotides long. RefSeq names its product serine-rich adhesin for platelets (gene tay). The coding region runs from base 298 to 7422 and encodes 2374 amino acids. The transcript has 13 exons. The record is from RefSeq and is a predicted model, not a curated record. NCBI's taxonomy places the organism in Eukaryota, Metazoa, Arthropoda, Insecta, Diptera, Drosophilidae.
CUGGCUGGUAUUGAAAUAGUUUUUCGAUCAAGUGGACUAAUAUGAUUCAUCUACCAUGUCGACGCUAUAAUCUAAGUGUAUUUUACCAGCAAGGUAAAUCAUUGAUAAAGCAAGAUAAACAUUGAUCUCUUGCUAAGGUCAUAUAAUGGACGCCUUCGUGGAUUUCGAUGAUUACAGCUUCAAUUGCAGUCGAAGCAGCAGCAAUCGUUUCAGUGAAGUAUUAUUGAUACUGUAGAAGGGCACAGGCACAUACAAAAAGAAGAACAGCAGCAACCUAAAGGAAGGUAUAUUAUUGACAUGGAUACUACAACUAUUACGAGCCCAACUGCAACGACCGAGCUGAGUUCACUUGUUGUAGGCUGCAGCGUUGUACAAGACUCACACGCAUUUGUGGCGCAACACGAUAAUAUGGCUGCAGCCCGAGCUAUUCUUCCGGUAUCCGCGGCUGCUGUCAGUGCCAACCAAAAUCAAAAACAAGAUGAAAGGAAUCCACAUCAUACGGCCUUAGCGUUCACCAGUGGUGGUCCACCAGUAACUUCAGCACUAACGACAACAACGAUUGCAGCAAACACAGUGGCCGCGGCCUUGAACCUACCGCCACCAACACCGAAUCCGAAUUUGAGUGUUGCAGACUCUGUAACAGAUGUAGCUUUAUCGGACUGUUUGUUGCCAGCACCGCCUUCAUUUGCGAUUACAGGCAUACGGACAACGCCGACACCACCACUUCACAAUUCUUCAGACCCAACAGCACCAGCAGCACAAGCGCCAGUUCCAUGUGCAAGUGAUUUUGAUUCGGAUACGGAACUGUCCAUAGUAGCAGCGGCAGCGGCAGCAACGGCAACAAACGCAGUUGCGUCCACAGUAGAUCACUCAACCACAUCCCCCGUAUCAGUAUCAAUAUCAACGUGUUCCCCAGCUCAGACUGGAUUAUUAACAAUGACUAAUGGGCACAUCAAUAGCAAUAGCAACAACACCAGUAGCUCAUCACAACUGAGUCUGAACACCAAACAGCAACGCCAGCAAAAACGCCGGCGUGAGCGAGCCCAGCGCCUGCAGGCAGAGCGCGAUAGUCGAUGCAAUUUAAAUGCAAUGAGUGGCGCGUUGAUUGGCGGCGGAUCUGUUGUGGGUGUUGGAGUUGGCAUUGGUAUGGGUGCGUCUACUGGUGGUGGUAGUAGCAGUGGUGGUAUCAUUGGCUCGGUAACUGCACCAACCACGUUAAUGGGUAACAGCAAUGUCGUGGGUCCCGGCAAUGGGAUGUUAUAUCACUUAAAUAGUGCUGGUAGCAUGGGAGAGGAUAGCAAUAAUUCCAAUGGGAACUUUACAAGCAGUAGCAACGGUAGCAACAACCUGCUGCCACCUACAGAUAGUAUUGCAUCAUUGCUAUUAAAUCCGCCACAUUCGCCCGAAUGUAAUUCUGGUCUUAUGGCCACACCUAGUGAUAGCGAAGGCGAGUCACUAGAUGAAGAUCUCCUUUCAACAUCAUCGUCGUCGACACUGCUACUGCCGCGCGAUAAGCCUCCGCCAAGGCCACCACCUCCAGUUCGUCGAAAGUUGCCAAGAUCGCCAGUGCUAGAGGAGGAGAUUAUUGAUGGAUUUGCCAUAUUAGAAUUCAAAACCUACGAAGAUCUUGAGUUUGCUAUUAAGCUGGGACAAAAACGCAAAGAGAAACGGCUUUCGGCGUUGGAGGAACUGACAUGCACCUAUAGCAUAGAAGAAAUGAAAAUGCCAAAGAUCAUUGAUACAGGACAACCCCACCCACUGCGUGCCACCAAUCUCUCCAAUUUGUCCAUUGUGAGCAACAACAGCUUAAAAGAAAUGAAUCAUCAUCAUCGCAACGUCGGCGUUGGCAUUGGUGGCACAAUUGCAGCUACAACUAACAGCAUCAGCACUAACAUUAACAACAACAACAACAAUAAUAAUAAUACAGCAAACAACAGCAAUAGUAGUACAAUAUAUACUGCGCCAUUGCCAAGCAUAUGUAGCGCACCUGAUGCGGAAGUAGAUGUGACUUGGGUGGGAGAUCAAUAUCGACAGCAGCAGGAUCAGCUAAGUGGCAGCGCUAGUAAUAUUGCCAUAAGCAUUAACAAUGCAAAUCAAAUUGGUAAUAAUCAGCAUGCGAACCACAUAAGCCAACACAAGCAAACUGAAUCUACUGUCACCAACGGCAACAGUGCAAGUGUCCUAAAAACCAUCAAUACUGCCACUGGAAGUUGCUUACUGGAGAAUGGCAAUGAAAAGCUUGCGACAGAUAUUACACGGUCAACGUCGCUGUCCAUUGCUGCAAUCGCGCCACACAUGGAUAGUGCCAAUGGCAAUGGAAAUGGGAAUGGAAAUGGCAAUGGCAAUGGCAAUGGCAAUGGCAAUGGUAAUAUCGGUGGUAAAUCCCAAGACUCAGCAAACAGUGCUAACCCACCAAAUUGUGUGGUAGCAGAAUAUAUAAGCCUUAAGGGAACAACAUCUUCUGAUGCCGCCGCAGUAAACAAUCAUAUUAGCGUUAUGAUAUCAUCGUCCUCAUGUGCAAAAAUCAAAAAGCUGAACACUUUAGAAAGCAGCGAAGGCGAUAUGGUUGCAACAGCAUCUGUCGCAGCAGGCCUCACGAUGGAAAUCCAAGACUUUACAAAUGUUUCAGCGAAGGUUGUUGGGGCCAAUAUUAUGCUUAAAAAGGAAAACGAUCUUGAUGAAAAUUUUGAUGCUAUUUCGAAUCAUUGCAGUAGCAACAACAUAGAAACUAAUAUCUGUGAUAAAGUUAAGGGCGAGAAUAAGAAUUCGGAAAACUUGAUAGCCUUCGUUUUUCCGUCAACGCCAACCCAUGUUUCAAGUGAUUCAUCUAGGCAAAUCACAACACGCAAUUCCACAGAAUAUUCACAACCACCGACUAGUCGAAUAGAAUGUGUGACUGCAAAUGUGUGUCAAACCGAUAUGGCAAGUUCAACGGUACUAUCACUGCCUGAGAUAGGCCCAAAGUCAAAAAUCUUAUCUUGCGCUGGAUCGAAUGGGCCUCUUACAAUUGUCAACGAGACAACUUCCGGAUCCGUUAGCAAUCAAAAAACUAUCGGCGUGAUUUCAGCUUCACUUUUAACGACGAGUCCUGCAACAGACAAUGGGGAUAAACAGCCAAAUUCUGGAACAGAUAACCUAUUGCAUAAUAUGCUAACCCAUCCAGGAACAUCAUCUACACAAGUGACCAGCGUAAGUAUUUCUGCUGGUUGCGAGUCAUAUCUAACAUCAGAGGCUGGUCAAUGCGGACUGGGAAUGACUUCAUCUGCAAAUGCUCAAGGAAUUGUUUUGAGCACCAAAGUUGUAACGUCACAAGAGAUGGAAACACCUACGCUUAGGCCCACAAAUCCUUUGAUAUCGGGUACUCCUCUUACACCCACUUCAAUAUCAUCGUUACAUGGCGGAUCGUUUGGCGAGCGAACGUCCAAUGUUUUGCUUGCAGCCAACUUAAAGACAAAUGAGAAUGCAAUACCAAGCAUUGAAGGUGGAACAAUAACUGUUCCCGUCGAUUCACAAAAGGCCAUAACCUGCUCAGUACCUACAGUUGCCAAUGGAUUCCUGACUGGUUACUCAUCUGUCAGUUGUGUAACUUCAACGGUUGGAAGUGGCCUAUCGCGUAUCUCUCCACAUUCAGGAAAUAAGGUGCUGCCUCUUCCAAUGACAUUGCCACCAAAUACGGCAGUUAGUUCCGUUGCAGUUGCUGCCUCCGGUAUUGCAAAAGCGUCUUUUAGUUCAGGAAGUAUACCAGUUGGGGCUGGCGGUUCCUCAUUGGUAUUUCAUGGUGUACCACCACCGAUGCUGGGUGCUGGACUACCUAUGCUAAUUCAGGCGACGCCAUACCGAACACCCUAUCCCAAUUAUUCAUUAUAUACACCUUAUAAUAGUAUAGCACAUGGACAAUACCUGCAAACAGUUCUGCCAAUUGGUACUCCAAAUACGUCGCCUUCCCCUCAGCGCUCGGAUGCUCGAAGCAGUCGCGAGUCACCGGCAACAUCGUCUUUAAAAACUGCAGUUACAAGCGCAUCUACAUCGCAUCAGCACAGCGUCAGUAGUAUCACAGGAAUGCGACCUAUUACGCCACUAGGUUACGUAAUCGGGAACAGUAAUACGACGCAAGCAGUAGGGACGCUGGUCACAACAACGACAACAACAGUACCUCUUAUAAAUUGUACGCAAUCGCAUCACUUACCAGCCAACAGUGCAGGUGCAUUUGGUGUCUCAACCACGGGGCCAGCUUUCACAACAGCACUAUUGUCAACACCUGCCGUAACUUCCGUUGCUGCUAAUGCUGUUUCACAAUUGCAACCACCUGCACCAAUACAAAUGCUCCCACAAUCCGGGUAUUCAACCCACAUUCCUCAAUUGCUAAACUCAUAUCCACAAUUCGCACCAUUGGCGCCGACACAACAACAGUCGCUAUCACGUUGCGGAACCUCUUCAGCUUUGGGAAACAGCAACACCUCAGUCCUUACUGUACAAAGUUUAACGACAGCGAUGCCAUCGCCGUCAGUAAAUGCAUCUAUAGCAUCGUCAUCUGUGAUUCAAAAAAUACUUUCACCCAAAAGUGGGAGCCCUAGCAGAGACCGGGACGCAAAUUACAGCAUUACGGCGGUUCGUCAAAGUAAUAUCGGGCCGGUGUCAGGCGGACCACCUGGCAUCACAUUAAGUCCGUCAUUUUGCGGUUUAGUGCCAAGCACCCCAUAUAGUGCCGUUUCUGCUUCCUCAUCAACCACGUUGUCAUCGGCGACACAUUCAGCUCUUGCAGUUGCUGGACCCAGUAUAGCAUCGUAUUCCCAAAAAACAGGACUCUGGUUAAACCCAUCCAUGACGGGUACAUCGUCCGUUCCAAUUAUGUCGAGUGGCAAUGCUCGACCCACACCCUCACCACUGAACUCUGGCGCCACAGGAACACCAACACGGGUUGCUGGAAAUGCAAUUUCACCUCACGCUGCUGGCAGUGGACAUGUUCCCGUCACUAACUUUCAGCACACGUUCUUUGCCACACCUCUUGCACCAGCACAUUCAUCUUCAGCAACGCCCAUUUCUAUCGCAGCUAUUAGCAGCACCUCAUUAUCUCAUUUGCCUAUGGUGUCCCACACAACGACCGUUAUUGCGACGAUGACAACAGCGACAACGACUACAUCAUCAAUCAGUACAGUGGGCAAUACACAAUCCUCUGUAGCAACGGUGUCUACUGCAGUUACACCCACACCUCAUCCAUUUUCUGCAGAAUCUCUCUUUCAGCCAAGCAAAAAUGAUCAGGCAGACUUAUUGCGACGCGAGCUCGAUAGUCGCUUUUUGGAUCGCUCUGGUUUGACCCAGCCAGCCCCAUCGCCCUCGUCAACAUUUAUGCGACAAGAGUUACACCAUCAUCAACAUCAGCAUACUCACCUGCAUCAGCAUCCACAACUGUUGUCGACAGCACCAAUGUCGGGCGCAGCCACUGUACUACCGCCUACGCCGCCAAGUUCAGCACAGAUUUUUCCACCACCACUAUUUAAAGACAUUCCCAAAAUUACCGCCGUUGACCCGCAGUUUUAUCGUGCAGGCAUCGGCCUCCCUCCUGGGUAUUCGGGAUAUAGUCCAGCAGGGCUCUUGCAUGCUGGUUUGGGUGGGCCUACUCCAUUUAUGCCACCAAACCACUUGACUUCAUUCGCACCAAAGAAAACUGGACGUUGGAAUGCUAUGCAUGUGCGCAUUGCGUGGGAAAUUUACUAUCACCAAAAUAAACAAAAUUCUGAAAAACAAGUUGUUGGCUCUAGUCUAAGCAGCACCGGUGGCAAUGUCAAUCCGGGGACCACUGUUGUAUCUGGCAACGCAGUUAGCAUAAGCAAUGUAGUCGGCGGAGGCAUUGGCAUACCUACAAACAACAUCGCUGCUUCAGCGGCAAGUAGCACUGUUGUGGCGGCAAGUGGAUCUGCAACAGCACUUGGUAUGAAGCCUUCUCCGGCGUUGACAUUAAGCUCAACAUCACCACACAUAAUGCAUCGGUCAGGUGAACUGACGCCAGGUACGACGUACGCCAGAUCGCCAUUUGAAGCUUCGCCAUUAGCAUCUAGUUUUAUUGGGGCACCACCUAGUCAUAUCGGCACAGCGGUUUCCCCAUUUGGGCGGUACGUUGGAUCAUUUGGAUUUGCUGGUCUGACGCAUUUUGGACGUGAUAUGUCAUUAGGUGGACAUUUGGAUGCAUGGAGAACUAGUUCUAUGGCACGCUCUAUGCCAUAUCAUCCUGUUUCUGCCGGCGGUCCAAGUGGUUGGCCCAUCAAGACCGAUCCCGCGCUUGAGAAUGCACGUCGAGAGGCAGAGGAGCGGGAACGAGAUCGUGAAUUACGAGAACGUGAACAGAGGGAACGCGACCGGCAGAGACGAGAACGCGAAGAGCGCGAACGCAAAGAAAAAGAAGAGAAAUUAAAACGCGAGCAGCAGGAGCGUGAAAGAGAACGAGAACGUGAACGAGAGCGAAAGGAACGCGAGCGACGCGAAAUAGAGCGACGUGAAAUGGAACGUGAACGCAUGCUGCAGCAACAACGGAUCAAUGAAAGCAAUAAGCAGGCAGCAGCCGUAGCAUCCUCAGCUACACAACGGGAUCGCUCACCUCAUCGUAGCAUCAGCGAACAUAACCCAGAGAUACGCAUCAAAGAAGAGCAUCCCCGCACAAAAGAGGAGCAAGAUGUGAUGCUCAUGCGUGCAUCGACGGCAGCUGGAGUUGGGGAUCCACGAUAUCAUCCCUCUUCAUUAGUAGCUGUUCAGGCGAAUGUAGCCGUUGCUGCACAUCAUCAUGCUAAUUUCAUGGUGACAGGACGACACGGCUUACCGCCACCAGCAUCACAUCUUUCCCGCAACAUGAUGCCACCAACAAUGGGUGUCAGUGGCCCACUAACACAUUUUGCUCCACCAGGCCCUCCAGCGUGGGGUAUUGAUCCGUAUCGUGAUCCAUAUGUACCCAUGUUGCGUUAUAACCCCAUAAUGGAGGCUGCCAUACGGCAUGAAGCCGAAGAGCGGCAAAAAGCCUUAAACAUGUAUGCGGCGCAAUCAGCGGCUCAUCUGAGAGGUAAGGAACCAAGUCCCAUACCGCCACCGUCGGUUGGCCCUUUGGGUCCACCUCCCACACAUCUCCGAAUGCAGCCACCACCAGUUGUAGGCGUAAUUGCACAAUCAAAUGCACCACCGUCUUCACAAACCUCUCAAACACAAUUGGCUUCAAUCGGAAUUGUGAAGGGACCGGCGCCGCCUACGAUGAACAUGGCAGUACAGCACAUGAUGACAGGAGAUCCCCUGUGUCAUCCGGUAACAUCCAAAAAAGAACCUGAGCACACCAUGGGCAUAGUGGCAAAUGCGUCUGGUAUAGGUGCUAGCCAUACCACCACUGUGCCUGGAAACGUCAUAGGUAUACCACCAGCGCCGCCAGUAACGCUAAGUCGAUGAUAAUUUACUAGAAAACUAUAAAUAGUUGUUUUAAAUUAUAGAAAUUUUUAAAAUUUCAAUUACUUCAUCCCAAUUUUAUGUACUUUACUCUUUUGCCCUACCUCUAUUCAUCACAACCUUAGCCCGAAAACAAACCAAGUUAGUAAGCGCAACGCUUAUGUAAUAUACAAAAUAUAAGUAAAUAUUUAUUAUUUUAAUUUUAUUGUGACAGGAUAAAAUGUCAUAGUUAAAAAAGGUGGGGUAACAUUUUUACCUAAUCAAUAAAAAAGUGCGAAAUUGUUGGAAGGUAGACUUCCAAUGCGCAUUUGUUUUUUUUUUUUUUUUUUGCGAGCCAAACCCUUUUUGUAACAAGUUUGCUUCCCAUUUACGUCUACCCGCAGAAUCAGACGCCACAUGAAACAUACUCGUAAAUUCAUAAAUAAGAUUUUAAUCUUAUAAAAUCACCGAAUACCUAUUAGUUUAAAUUAGAUAUUUAAGUUUGCAAAUACAAGUAUAAACUUAAAAGCAUUUGUAUUAUUUGUAUAAUGUGAAAUUUAAAUUGACACACAAUUAAUUCGAGGACAUAAUUAUACUCAGAUGUACAUACAUACACAUGCAGACAUACAUACAAUAUACGUAUAUAUAAUUAGAAAUAAACAAAAAGCUAUUAAAUCAUAAUUACAAUUGUUGUAUGCUAUCAUUCAGCAACUUGUGGAAUCAUACCAUACCAUUCCAGUCGUGCAUUAUAUGUGUUUCAGAUGUAAUUUCAUUUAUGGCGAUAAUGUAUAUAGUUUUGAAGAAAAUGAUAAUAGAAACAUUGCUAAUAACUGAA